AUGCCAGGAGACAGACAAGACAAAGAUGAACUCAUAGGUAAGCAGCUGCCUUCAACCCAAAACAACAACAACAACACUGACUUCAAGCAAGAUUUCAUUAAUCUUGUAGUGCAACGACUUGGUAACCUAAAGGAGGAAGUUGAGAAAGCUGUGAAGAGUUACAAAGAAGUUCAACGGAUGCUAAACAGCGGGGGGGAAACAGUCCAAAAACAGCCUGGGGCUCUCUUACCAACGGCGGCCCAGGACACUUGUAACACGCUAAUAAAUACAAUGGUUGACUCGAUGAGUCAUUUGGAGGGUAUUGCUCAUGUGCUGGUUAACGGACUGGAAUAG
This is a messenger RNA of Hymenoscyphus albidus, 333 nucleotides long. NCBI's taxonomy places the organism in Eukaryota, Fungi, Ascomycota, Leotiomycetes, Helotiales, Helotiaceae. The record is from the annotation of a GenBank genome assembly.